Bipolaris oryzae ATCC 44560 is the source of this 645-nucleotide messenger RNA. RefSeq lists its product as uncharacterized. The coding region runs from base 1 to 645 and encodes 214 amino acids. The record is from RefSeq and is a predicted model, not a curated record. Lineage: Eukaryota; Fungi; Ascomycota; Dothideomycetes; Pleosporales; Pleosporaceae. The transcript has a single exon.
AUGGUCAACACAUCCCACUCCCGCUCCGUCCGCGGCACUCUCUCGCGCCCAUCUUCUUCCUCAUCCUCCUCCUCCUCCCAAAAGCCUCCCCCAAGCCUCAGCGACGCCACAAGCCUAACCCCCGAAAACGCCUCUCUCCCGCUUCCACCCCACGACUCGGCCCCUCCACCGUCUACCCCUUCUUCCCCCUCAGCCUCAGACUCAGCUUCUCCCGAAGCCCCCACGCCAAGCACCCCUUACCACACCCUGGGCACCGCAGCAGGAGGCGGGGAUAAGAGGGCUGUGGGGAAUCGUGCCGCUGGGACUUCCGCCUGCGAUUUCACUCAGGGUGCCGCUAGGGAUUCCACCGACGCUUCACCCGACACCACCGCUAAACACACCGCUGGCAAUGCAACGGUGAAGGAAGAGGGAGAGAGGAGGCUAGAGGGAAAGGGAAAAGGAGAAGAAGAAGAAGAACCCCACAGUCGCCAAGUCCGAGGCACACUGGGGAAUAAGAAGCCCGAGGGAAGAGUGGAGAAGACAAUGUUGGGGGAUCCGGCGAGUUUAGUGGUGGAGAGGAAGGAGGGGGUCGGGGAGAAAAUGGAUGCGGGGACGGAGAGGGAGGGUGUGGAGAAGGGGAUGGGGAAGAGGGAGAGUAAGUUGUAA